AUAGUCAUCGAACCAAAAUAUCUAAAGUUGACUAUUACCAUAGGUAUCAGUGAUCCACACACAGUGUCCACACAAAGUAUUCCAGUCAAGUCGGGUCGCUGGUCUGGUUGAAUUAGCAAAGUCAGUUAGCGAGAAGGUGAAGGGAAACCUGUGGAAACGAAGAGAUGGAGGAAGGAGAGAUCGUGGAUAGUUCCGAAGAGCUUGAUGACCCAAUUGCAAAUACAGAACGCUUCCAUGAAGGCGAAAAACCGGAACAAAUGAUUAAGAAAAAAGAUGAACCAAAGACGGAGAAGCCAAAUGCACAUCAAAGGAGAAGACGUGUUGCUCAUUUGCAAGGCGAGGGAAAGUUCGGACGUGAAUCAGAGAAAGGUCAUUUACAGAAAGAGCAAAGAGGUAAACAACAAGGACAAAGUGCAUCCUACCCUCGAAGAACAAAUGAGCAAGAUCAACGCCAACACCGUAAACGAACCCGAACAGAAAGCGAACGCUUGACACAUACAGUCUAUCUAGACGGAAGAAGUAACAAACGAAGAGUAGAGCUUGUUGAAUCCACUCAGGCUGACAAGAAGUCUCCUCUAUCUAGAUUAGUAGAUAAUUCAAGGUCACCGCAUUCAAUGAGAACUGGGCGUGAAAAGUGGAAAGGCAGCAGCCAACGCAAAAGUGAGGGAGAAUCCAGUCCAAAGAAAGCAGGUAGCAGUAAAAGACCACGUCACGAUAGCUCUGCUGCUCAGUACGAACACAUUAGUUCUGCCAAAAAGCCUCGUUAUGACAGGUCGGUUGAAAGAAGAUCUCCUCCGAAAAAUCAGCCAAUCCUUUUAAGUUCAAAAUCUCAAGUGAGAAGUCGCAGUCUACGAAAAGAGAGGGAAGAUCCGAUCGGAUUUGGCCAUUUGAAGAGCAUUUGUGAUCAGGAAAACAAAGAGGACGCCAUGUUACAACUUAUCAAGAUAGAAAAGAGAUAUCUAUCAUUGUUGAAUGCAGAAGAAGAAAUCCGGGUGGAUCUUUUCAGACUUGUAGUACGUAGCCUCGAAAUUGUUUGUAAAUCUGCAAAUCGCCCAACACAAGCUAUUUGUAUUUUAGAAAAGACGCACCAGAAACUCCUGCGCUACCACUUCAAAGAUUUCAUAGCCAAAUUACCUGAACUUAACCUGGAAGAUACUGAAGAAAUCAUUAGGAAGAUCAUUCUAGUUUUCGAAUUUUUGUUGCACCGCCUACAGGAUAAGGUAAAAUACAGUAUCCCUAUGUCUGAACUUCAUGAAGCUACCAAGCAAUUUCAUCAAGAAGGCACGGUAAGCGAGGAAACGUUAAAGAGUGUCCAAUCAGCAAAUGAUUUGCUCCAUCGCGUAAGACAAUGCCAAAACAAGAAAUGCGACUCGCCCCCAAAUGACUUUCAUCAAAUCAGUAUCGUUCCUCUUGAGGAAGAUUUUCGUCCAGGAUACAAACCAUUUGUUCGUGAGAAUGUCAUAAAUGAAGCCUAUACAGAUGCGCAGCACUAUCUAGACGUCCAGUUUCGUCUUCUUAGAGAAGACUUUCUCAAAACUUUAAGAGAUGGAAUAAUACAAUUGCGCAAAGAGAAACGUUAUGGUACUGCUACUGCGCCACAAGAAACGAAAAGACGUCAAAAACGAGGUGUAUUUGUUUACAAAGAUGUAACAAUUCUCAAUCCAGUGUGCAAUAGAAAUGGUGGUGUUUACAGGGUACGUAUCAAUCUUAAGGAAGGAAACUUAGGGCGCAUCAACUGGAAGAAAUCCAAAAGGCUGAAGUAUGGAGCUCUGCUCUGCUUGUCCGACGAUUCGUUUGAUACUUUGUACUUUGGAGCAGUUGAGAAUCGCGAUCCCAUAGACCUCCUAUAUGGCGAGAUCGACAUACGCUUUGAAAACUAUGACCAAGGUGCCAUGCGUCGGUUCAUCGAGGCAAAAUGCAGUUUUCAAAUGAUAGAAAGCGAGGCAUAUUUCGAGUCUUACCGGCACAACUUGUCUGCGUUACAGGAGAUAACCGAAGAUAAUCUUCCAUUUAAAGAGUACAUCGUACAUGUUGAAAAGAAAAUCUCUCCACCAAAAUAUCUUUUCGGAAAAGGCAAAAGCUGCAAAUCUCUGCUAAAAACAGAGAACCCCCCAGACACUCCGGUGUAUAUCCCUUCACCAAGCCCUUCGUACACCCCAAGAAGCCCAAUUUACAGACCAAAGAGCCCUACCUACUGUCCAACGAGCCCUAUAUACAGUCCAACGAGCCCUUCGUACAGCCCAGUGCCUCCAAUUUACAGACCAACUAGCCCUUCUUACUGUCCAAAGAGCCCUUCGUACAGCCCAGAGAGCCCUACAUACUGUCCAACGAGCCCUAUAUACAGUCCAACGAGCCCUAAAUACAGUCCAACAAGCCCUAAAUACAUUCCAUCGAGCCCUAAAUACAGUCCAACGAGCCCUAAAUACAGUCCAACGAGCCCUUCGUACAGCUCAGUGCCUCCAAUUUACAGACCAACUAGCCCUUCUUACUAUCCAAAGAGCCCUUCGUACAGCCCAGAGAGCCCUACAUACUGUCCAACGAGCCCUAUAUACAGUCCAACGAGCCCUAAAUACAGUCCAACAAGCCCUAAAUACAGUCCAUCGAGCCCUAAAUACAGUCCAUCGAGCCCUAAAUACAGUCCAGUGAGUCCAAUUUACAGACCAGCGAGCCCUUCUUACUGUCCAAAGAGCCCUUCGUACAGCUCAGAGAGCCUACUCUCCAAAGCCAUUCCAAGUAACGAGUCCACUGUUGAUAGUACAGUCGAAGGAGCUGGAAAGGUGCUACAGUCGUGUUUAAACAAACCCAUACCUAGUAAAUCUGACAAAGAACAACCAUCGUCAACUUUAAACUCCAAGAGUACCAUUUCCCAAAUUUUCAAUGGAAAUGCUGCUACUGAGGCACAGGAACAUCCACAAACAUCCGCAGCAAUGGACAGUGCUAGUACUAAAGUCACCCACAAAGAAUGCACUGGGGAAACUCCAAAAAAAGAGCAGCUCCCAAAUUUUCACGAUUCCAUCGACCGCGAGAAUGGAUGUGAAAAAGAAGUUUCUUCAGCCGAGGACAAUCGACCUUUGGAGAUCGAAAAACAUGUAAAUUUUCAGUCUAUUAUUCGCCAAGAAGAAGAAUUCGCCAGGAUACCUAAAAAAAAGUAUCGUGUUCAAGUCACACAGCUUGACCAAUGGCCAACCAAAGAGAUGCUGGGGUUGGACGAAUCUCAAUACCGAGCAUGUCAGCUCGCUCUUACUAAGCGUUUUGCCCUCAUCCAAGGACCACCUGGGACUGGGAAGACAUACGUUGGUCUAAAGAUCGCCGAGGUUCUUCUCGAUAACACCAAGCUGUGGAAAGGAAAAGAUAAUUCUCCUAUACUGAUGGUUGCAUACACUAAUCAUGCCUUGGAUCAGUUUGUCAUGGGACUAAGGAAUAAGACAGGUAUCGUUAGAGUGGGAGGUCGCUCUAGAGUCAAAGAACUGGAACAGUUUAAUCUCAAGAUGUUAAGGAGAUCACAAAGAUCACCUGAGAAAUACCGCAUUUUGGAUGAAAUCAGAAGGCUCGACAAUAAACAUCAUCCAGAGGAAGCAAGUAAACUCAUAUCUCUUGGAAAUAAAUCGGUUCUUUCCAUGGAAAUUUUGCGGCGUGUCAUGGACCAAGUGCAUUUCAGAUCUUUCAACCUGUAUUUCGAGGAACACAAAAAAUGGAAGGAUUUGAAUUCACUGCUACUUGAGUGGCUUCAAAUCAGACAAUUCAUACCCGAGUGCGGACGCCAAGAAGACGAAGACAUUUUCAUCUCUGACGAAAGAGAAGAUCUGCACGAUGAUGAAGAAGAACUAUUUCUACAGCAACGGAAACUUCGUGCCAUUGCUUGCUAUCAACAUGAAACUGAAAAUCCCGAAGAGCUGAAAAACUAUCUUAGCUUACGCGAUGUAAUGACCGAACAAGAAGAAAGACACGCUACGGACAUAUUUCGUCUUUACCAGAGGGAUCGUUGGAAUCUUUACCGCUUAUGGCGGCACAGGAUUGAAAUGAAAUUUCAGGAUCAAAUUUACAAAAGUCAAGAUGAAGGCUAUGAAACUGAGCUGAAAAAACUUUACGAGAUCUCGCAAGAUGAUGAUUUGAAAAUUAUGCGGAAUGCUCGAGUCAUUGCCAUGACAACAACAUGUGCGGCGAGAUACCACGCAAUCCUUCAAAGAAUUUCUCCCAAGAUUGUCCUUGUAGAAGAAGCCGCUGAGGUACUUGAGGCUCACAUUCUGACGUCCAUUCCAUUCGGCUGUGAGCAUUUGAUUCUGAUUGGUGAUCAUCAACAGCUCAGGCCGAAUUGUACCGUUUACGAGUUGGCAAAGAAAUACAAGUUGAAUAUCUCAAUGUUUGAACGUUUGGUGAAUCUUGGUAUGCCAUGUGAGAGACUUUCCGAACAGCAUCGAAUGCGACCAGAAAUAGCGUCACUCAUGACACACAUCUACAAGGAUUUACAGAACCAUCCUUCAGUUAACGAAUUCAAAGACAUCCAGGGCAUCAAGUACAACCUUUUUUUCGUUGAUCACAGAUAUCCGGAAGAGCUAAGCGAAGAUACUAAUAGCAGCUUCAACGAACAUGAGGCAAAGUUUUUGACAAAACUGUGUCGCUAUCUGAUCCAGCAGGACUAUAAAACAUCCGACAUAACUAUUCUAACACCAUAUCUUGGCCAGAUGUUUAAAAUUAGAGAUCACUUGACAGAAGAAGAAUUAAACGAGGUUCGUACUUCAACUAUCGAUAAUUACCAGGGAGAAGAAAGUGACAUYAUUCUUCUGUCCCUCGUGAGGAGUAACAACGAGAAUCGUGCCGGGUUUGUCAAUGACAUCAACCGCGCAUGCGUUGCAUUGUCACGUGCUCGUAAAGGCUUGUUUGUCAUUGGUAAUUUUGAAAUGUUGUCAAAAGCCAGCGAAAUCUGGAAAAAUGUUGUUUCCACCUUAAAGGAGAGUAAUAAAGUUGGAGAAGCUUUGCCUUUAGUGUGUGCAGUCCAUAAGACAGAGAUAAUGAUAAAAGAGACUGAUGAAUUUAUCGAGAAAGUACCGCUUGGCGGUUGUUUGGAACCAUGUAAAUCUAUACUUGAAUGUGGCCAUGCUUGCACUCUUUACUGCCAUCCUUCAGAUCCAAAACACUUGAACUUCAAAUGUGUGGAACCAUGUAACAGAACAAGAAUUGGCUGCGACCACAGAUGUGAUAAUUUAUGCUGGAAAAAAUGUGAAGACCAGUGUCAUGAGAGAGUACAAAAGCAACUUCAGUGUGGGCAUACCAAACAGGACGUCCUCUGUAGGUCUCCAGUGCAAGGUAUGAAGUGCGAUGAAAGAUGUGACAAAAAUCUGAAGUGUGGACAUCAGUGCCAGGCCCGCUGCGGUGAGCCUUGCACAUUGGAUUGCAAGGAGCUGGUCAAGCACGAAGAUUGGCCAUGCGGACAUAUUGUCACAGCAGCGUGCAGUGCCACACCCCUUAUCUGCAGAGGUAAUUGUAGUCCGAGUUGUGGUCACGAAUGUUCUGGAAAGUGUGGAGAGUGCCUGCAAGGACGUGUGCACAGAAGCUGCAAAAAGAAAUGCGGGCGAACACUCGUGUGUUCACAUGCGUGUACCGCUAGCUGUUCUUGCUCUUUUGCUUGCCCACCUUGUGCAAAACCGUGCCAGAACUCGUGCACUCACGCUGUAUGUAGUAACAAAUGCGGAGAGUUGUGUAAACCUUGCAAUCAAGCUUGCGAAUGGAAAUGCAAGCACUAUAAGUGCAGUAAAAAAUGCAGUGAGAUAUGUGAUAGACCUCGAUGCGAUGUUCCCUGCAAGAACCUAAUUCUGAAAUGUCAACACAAGUGUAGAGGGCUUUGUAGCGAGUCUUGUGUCUGCGUGAAAUGCGACGAAAAAGAUAUAAAAAAGAUUUUUCUCACUGAAGAUGAAGUAGAUGCGCGUUUUAUCCGUCUCGAGGAUUGCAGCCAUAUCUUUGAAGUCAGCGCUUUUGACCAAUACAUGGAUACUGACAAUGUACAAGAGGCUGUGCAGCUUAAGUCAUGUCCUGCUUGCAAGGUUCCAAUAAUGAAAACAAUGCGUUACAGCAAAAUAAUCAAAGAACGUUUGGCAGACAUCGAAAAAGUCAAGACCACAAUACUUGAAGAGCAUAAACCCCAAGAACCAACUUCCUCUGUGAGCCAAAUUCUCACUAAACUUGACAAUUAUGAACGUGGUAUCCCUCAGAUGGAAAUUUAUGAGAGACACAGGAGAGACUGCCAAACUUUGAUGGAAAGAAUUGAGCAAUCUAAAAGCAUCUACGAAAAAGUCAUGUUUGAAAACAAAGUUAGCCUGUUGACGCAAUGCCAGGAACUGAAAAACAAGGUGAAAGCCAAUACAAGUGAGGCGGCCACCCACGAUAUUUUCAAAACUUCUCUCUCAAUAUGUUCAGUUCUGAAUCAUCUAGCGACCAAGAGAAUUAUCGGCUGUAACAACCAACGAGAGAUUGACGACAUCAACGUCGAGAUCACCCGCCAGAAAAUAUCCUUCGAGGUUCAUAACCUCCGCUUUGAGUUUCAACAGUUACAAGCUCGCGAAAUCCCCGUCCAGCCUGAGCACGAGGAAAUGCUAGAGAAGAUGGUCGACACGUUAUCAAAUAUUGCAAGAAUCGAGGAGUCUGAGCUAGAUUCUCUUCUUAAGAUGGUCCAGGAAGCACGUACCAAAUACCCCAUCAACACUCUAACGCCCAAGGAAAAGGUCGCUAUUGUAAAAGCCAUAGGACUAAGCAAAGGUCACUGGUUUAAGUGCCCUCAGGGACAUGUCUACGCCAUUGGUGAGUGCGGUGGGGCCAUGCAGAAAAGCAGAUGCCCAGAUUGCAACGCAGAAAUCGGAGGAACUCAGCAUAGGCUCGUGGAAGGAAAUGAUGUAGCAACAGAGAUGGAUGGUGCUAGACACGCUGCAUGGUCUGAGCAAGCAAAUCUUGAAAACUACGAGUUGCCCAGAUGAGUUUUAAAAGUAGGCUGCUCAGACAUGUGGAGAUUGUACCUUAAUAUAGCAAUAUAGUUUAGUAGUAUAAUAUACAGGAGUAGCUUGGGCCUUGCUGGCGGUCUGCGAUUUUAGGAGCCUGGCGGUCUGCGAUUUUAGGAGCAUGAGAGGCUCUCAACCAAGAAAAGUCCUAGUAUAACUCACGAAGGGUAGUCGGAAAAAUUAAUACACAGGUAGCUUCUUGAUAACGUGAAGUAAUCAUUACUUUCCUUAGCAAUCUAUACUUUCUUCAUACAGGAAGCCAGAAAAAAGGAUAGUGUUUUAAACAUUAGCUUCUGGCUCGGUAAAUUGGACAAUCAUGACAUUAAACUAGUAUUGAUUGACUGCUUGAUUGUUUGGACAGGUUGCCAAGGAGAUAAUAAUAAGCAAUCGUUGACCUAUUACAUAUUGAAAUUCUGUUAAAAAUUGUUGAUUUUUCAAUUGAUUUAAAACUGCAUAGCGAAAUUAAUCAUCUUAAGGUAAUGAUUCUUGAAAAUAAUCGAUGAUUAUGCAAAAUGAAUAUUAAUUAUUAUUAUCAAAUAAUGAUGAUGAUUAUAAGAUAUCCUAGAGACUUCAACAAUAAUUAAAGAUUAAAAA
This is a messenger RNA of Exaiptasia diaphana, 7580 nucleotides long. Its product is annotated as NFX1-type zinc finger-containing protein 1. Gene Ontology annotation, cellular component: nuclear RNA-directed RNA polymerase complex. Gene Ontology annotation, molecular function: DNA binding; helicase activity. The transcript is spliced from 8 exons. Gene Ontology annotation, biological process: regulatory ncRNA-mediated heterochromatin formation; transcription by RNA polymerase II. Bases 165 to 6965 code for a protein of 2266 amino acids. The record is from RefSeq and is a predicted model, not a curated record. Lineage: Eukaryota; Metazoa; Cnidaria; Anthozoa; Actiniaria; Aiptasiidae.